AUGGAUCCGAAGGAGAGAGCGUAUCAUGAGGGCUUCAUGCGCGAGGCUAUUGCCAUGGCUGAACUUGCACUCAAGAGCGAUGAGACCCCCGUCGGCUGUGUCUUCGUCAAGGACGGCGAGGUCAUUGGACGAGGCAUGAACGAGACAAAUCGGACCCUGAACGGUACCCGCCACGCCGAGUUCGUCGCCAUCGCUGGCAUCUUGUCAAAGCACCCCAUCAGCAUCCUCAACGAGACAGACCUCUAUGUCACCGUUGAGCCAUGCGUCAUGUGCGCGUCCAUGCUGCGCCAGUACGGCAUCCGAGCCGUCUACUUCGGAUGCUGGAACGAGCGUUUUGGUGGCACCGGAGGUGUUCUGAACAUUCACUCUGAUGCUAGCGUCGACAAGCCCUACCCAGUCACCGGCGGCAUCUUCCGAGAGGAAGCCAUCAUGUUGCUCCGGAAAUUCUACGUCCAAGAGAACGAAAAGGCCCCCGAGCCCAAACAGAAGAAGACGAGGGAGCUGAAGACAGAGAUCCUGCCCAUGGACGUUCAUCAGCCCAAGUCGACCCCAUCACCUGCUAUUCGUGCUCCGGCUAAUGCGACCUCGACCGGAUCCAUCCCGACACUGUCUUCUUUGAGCGCAUCCGCCGCCGCUGCAGCUGUCGCGGUCCCCAAGACUGUGUUUCCCACGCCCGGCCAGGCUCGACCCAGCUCUGCCAGCACAGCUCUUGCUUGA
Alternaria viburni is the source of this 717-nucleotide messenger RNA. RefSeq lists its product as uncharacterized. The coding region runs from base 1 to 717 and encodes 238 amino acids. Gene Ontology annotation, molecular function: zinc ion binding; tRNA-specific adenosine-34 deaminase activity. The transcript has 3 exons. Gene Ontology annotation, cellular component: cytoplasm; nucleus. Lineage: Eukaryota; Fungi; Ascomycota; Dothideomycetes; Pleosporales; Pleosporaceae. Gene Ontology annotation, biological process: tRNA wobble adenosine to inosine editing. The record is from RefSeq and is a predicted model, not a curated record.